AUGCCGCAGCUGGACGCGGGCGGGGGCGGCGCGGGCGGCGGCGACGACCUCGGCGCGCCCGACGAGCUGCUGGCCUUCCAGGACGAGGGCGAGGAGCCGCACGCCAAGAGCCGCGGCAGCGCCGCCGGCCCCGAGCGCGACCUGGCCGAGCUCAAGUCCUCGCUCGUGCACGAGUCCGAGGGCGCCGGCGGGCGCGGCCGGGGGGCCCCGGGGGGCGGCCGAGGUGAGCGGGCCCGGGCACAGGCUCUCGGGCGGGAACACCCUUCGCAGCGCCUUUUCCCGGACAAGCUUCCCGAGUCCCUGGAGGAUGGCCUGAAGGUUCCAGAGUGUGCCAGCGGCAUGUACAAAGACACCGUCUACUCUGCCUUCAACCUGCUCAUGCACUACCCACCCGCCUCGGGAGCUGCGCAGCACCCGCAGUCGCAGCCCCCACUGCACAACAAAGCCAGCCAGCCCACCCACGGCAUCCCCCAACUCUCUCCUCUUUAUGAACAUUUCAGCAGUCCACACGCCACAGCUGCACCAGCUGACAUCAGCCAGAAGCAAGUCCACAGACCUCUGCAGACACCUGACCUCUCUGGUUUCUACUCUCUGACCUCAGGCAGCGUGGGACAGCUCCCCCAUACUGUGAGCUGGCCCAGCCCUCCUCUGUACCCCUUGUCCCCCUCCUGCGGAUAUAGACAGCACUUCCCUGCCCCCACCACAGCCCCUGGCGCCCCCUACCCCAGGUUCACCCACCCAUCCCUGAUGCUAGGCUCUGGUGUGUCUGGUCACCCUGCGGCCAUCCCCCACCCGGCCAUUGUGCCUCCCUCAGGGAAGCAGGAGCUGCAGCCCUAUGACCGCAACCUGAAGAUGCAGGCAGAGUCCAAGACAGAGAAGGAGGCUAAGAAACCAACCAUCAAGAAGCCACUGAAUGCUUUCAUGCUGUACAUGAAGGAGAUGAGAGCCAAGGUCAUUGCAGAAUGUACACUCAAGGAAAGCGCUGCCAUUAAUCAGAUCCUGGGCCGCAGGUGGCAUGCACUAUCACGGGAAGAACAGGCCAAGUACUACGAGCUGGCACGGAAGGAGAGGCAGUUACACAUGCAGCUAUAUCCAGGAUGGUCAGCACGGGAUAACUACGGUAAGAAGAAAAGGAGGUCACGAGAAAAGCAGCAAGAAUCCAACACAGGAGGAAAAAGAAAUGCAUUCGGUACUUACCCGGAGAAGGCCGCUGCCCCAGCCCCGUUCCUUCCGAUGACAGUGCUCUAGGCUGCCCUGGGUCCCCAGCCCCCCAGGACUCACCCUCAUACCUCCUGCUGCCCCACUUUCCCACAGAACUGCUUGCUAGUCCUGCAGAGUCAGCACCAACAUCACCAGGCCUUUCGGUUGCUCUCAGCCUCCCAGCCCCCUGGG
This is a messenger RNA of Suncus etruscus (white-toothed pygmy shrew), 1392 nucleotides long. It is a transcript of the gene TCF7, whose product is annotated as transcription factor 7. Gene Ontology annotation, cellular component: beta-catenin-TCF complex. NCBI's taxonomy places the organism in Eukaryota, Metazoa, Chordata, Mammalia, Eulipotyphla, Soricidae. The record is from RefSeq and is a predicted model, not a curated record. Gene Ontology annotation, molecular function: RNA polymerase II cis-regulatory region sequence-specific DNA binding; DNA-binding transcription factor activity, RNA polymerase II-specific. Gene Ontology annotation, biological process: regulation of transcription by RNA polymerase II; canonical Wnt signaling pathway.